This is a messenger RNA of Aethina tumida (small hive beetle), 762 nucleotides long. RefSeq names its product protein N-lysine methyltransferase METTL21D. The transcript has 3 exons. Gene Ontology annotation, molecular function: protein-lysine N-methyltransferase activity. Gene Ontology annotation, cellular component: cytoplasm; cytosol. Lineage: Eukaryota; Metazoa; Arthropoda; Insecta; Coleoptera; Nitidulidae. Gene Ontology annotation, biological process: peptidyl-lysine methylation. The record is from RefSeq and is a predicted model, not a curated record. The coding region runs from base 63 to 698 and encodes 211 amino acids.
CUAAGAUAACCUCACUGUUAGCUACAAGUACAUUUUCCGUUAUAUUCUUUAAUUCCAUUACUAUGAGUUUUAUAAGAGAAUUUUACAUCGAUUUAUUAGACAAAACAUUAUCAUUUCACCAAAAAAUAGAGGGUGAUGUAAGUUGUGUGGUCUGGGACGCUUCAAUUGUUUUAGCCAAAUACAUGGAGGAGAGGUGUAAAAAAAAUAUAAACUUUUUAAAAAACAAAAGAGUACUAGAAUUAGGAGCUGGAUUAGGUUGUGUGGGUUUAACAGCUGCUUGUUUGGGAGCUUGUGUAGUACUUACAGAUUUGCAUAAUGCUUUGCCUUUAUUGGAACUGAACAUAAAGUGUAAUAGGGACGUUUUAGAUGAGUUGAACACUUCAAUCGAAGCAAAAACUUUACAAUGGGGCCAAGAUUGUGAUAUUAAAUUUACUCCAGACAUUAUUUUACUUGCUGAUUGCAUUUAUUAUGAAGGGUCCAUUAAACCUUUGAUUAAGACCUUAUUAGAUUUAAGUGGAAAAAAUACUACCAUAAUUUUGGCACAGGAACUUAGGGACUCUGAUAAACAAAGGGCCCAUUGGAAAUAUUUUUUAGAAAAUAUACAAACACAUUAUAAACUAUAUUUUGUUCCUCAGAGUGAGCAGAACCCACAAUAUUCUAGCCCUGAUAUUGUUCUCAUAGAAAUGAGAAAACUGUGAUACAUGAUAUACAUCUGUAACUUUGCAUUUAAUGAAACACAAUAAAUACAUUUACACUUUUUAA